[Torrubiella] hemipterigena is the source of this 1401-nucleotide messenger RNA. The record is from the annotation of a GenBank genome assembly. Lineage: Eukaryota; Fungi; Ascomycota; Sordariomycetes; Hypocreales; Clavicipitaceae.
AUGAAGCUUCUUCUACCCACUGCGGCCUUUAUGGCAGUGGUCCACGCUGGAACAGUGUCUCUUGACAUGGUUAGGCGACAAAAUACCGAAAACAUCGGCCUAUACUCCCGCCAGCACGCGCGCCACCUUGAAGAAACUCCUCAAAAAGUGACGCUCCUAGUCGAUACUGGCAGCACCGAUACGUUUGUUCUCACCACCAAUGGCACGUGCGCCAGGGAAGACGCCAACUGUCUGACGCCGUACGACCCGGACCAGAGCUCUACCUUGACAAGGGCCACCCCAGACGAGCUUACCGAUGACGAUUUCUACGCCACAUUUGUAGACAAAACGUUUGCCAAAGGCAAAUAUGCAAAGGACGACUUUACUGUCGGCGAUGUUACGCUUGCCCAGCAAAUCAUCGGCGUCGCCGACACCUCAAAUACGACCGAGGGUAUUCUUGGCCUCGCCUUUGAUGAUCUAGAAGUCUCCAACGAGCGCAAAACCGGCGCCGAAAGGUACCCCAGCUUCCUCACAAAGAUGGCGGCCACGGGCGCUAUCAGCAGGCGCGUCUUCAGCAUGUCCCUCGGCGCAGCAUCGGGCAACUUGCGGUUUGGCGGCAUCGAUACGGAGCGCUUCUACGAAGACCUGGCCAAAAUCCCCAUCACAGAGCGUCACUUUGAAGACGACGGCACGCCUGGCUCCUACUCCAUCCUCCUCGACGACUUCACGGCCAAGGGAAUCAGCCCCGAGAUCGCGCCCUUCCGCAGAGGCCAGGUUGCCAUCCUGGACAGCGGCACCACCGAUACCGUGCUUCCAAGGCUGCAGGCGGUGGCGAUAGCCAAUGCUCUCGGCGCCGUGGGGAAUAAGAAUUAUACGGGUUCGGGCAACAAUGGGCUCGUCGACUGCAAGCGCCGCAACGAAAACGUCACGCUAGAAUUUGUGCUUGGCGGAAAGAAGCUCUAUAUCCCCAUUGCUAAUUUCAUUGCGGAUGAGGAGUUUAGCAAGGACAAGUUGAACAACAUGGAUGAUGCGGCACGAGCAUUUAGCAAGAUUUGUACGCUGCGCAUAUCGUCGGCAGAGAACGUGGACGGCUUGUACUUUGGCGACAGCUUUCUGAGAUCGGUCUAUGUUGUCCAUGACGUGGAUAACAAGAUCAUAGGACUCGCGCAGGCCAAUCUGCAGUCUACCAAGAGCAACGUUAUUGAGAUUGGCGCCAAGGACCCAAUUCCCAACGCCAAGGGCGCAGCUCUUCCAGAUCAGGUUGUCAAGACGGGACGUGAUGGCCCCCAGAAGAAUACCAGCGAUAAAACAAGUGCUGCGGAUAAUAUGCUGCAUGUGCCAACGGUGGCAUUUGCCGUCGUUGUUGCGGCUAUUCUCUUAGCAUCUAAAGGGCCUGCCUGUGUUUUAAGGGCGUUGGAAUAA